AUGGACAGUAAAUCACGUUACGAGCACCUACCAAUCCCCUCUUAUGAAGAAGCCACCUCCUCUCGACCUACCUCCUCCCAAUCGAGAGUCGGCCCUGAAGAGAUCAGUGACGAUGCCGAAAGACAAGGCCUUUUGCGCAAUGAUUCCCACGGGAAUUACCAACCCCCGACCGUUGAGUCUGCUCGGGGCAGUCUGGAUUCGUUGGACGGGCUUGAGCAAGAAUCGGAAGAGGAACGACGUCGAGAUAUAGAACAGAUGGAUAUAGAAGAUCCUCUGAGUGACACAUCCUCCAAUCGUUCCCUCUUGCGCUACCAAUUAUCCAAACGAUUUUCCAGUAUCACCAACUCCUUCUCAUCCCUAUCGCUGCCUUCCUUUCGUUCGUACUUUUCCAACAUACCUUGGCCUCAGAUAAACUACCAGCAACUCGACUCAAACCGCGUUGUCAUCAUCGGUCGACUCUUUGGUGUUUUCUUGAUCAUGGGCAUUCUUUAUGUACUUAUAGCUUCCGACGUCUUGUCAUUUACGAGAAACAGAAUGGGAAUGGGUCAGAUGUUCGAUCCAGAAUCUAUAAGAUUGUUUAUUCAGAACCACAUGAACGAUCGCGGAGGUAUUCAGGCGAAUCUCAAACACAUAACAGACUUUCCGCAUAUUGCCGGCACCGAGGGGAAUUAUGUCCUCGGAGAGUGGGUGGCCGAAUCAUUUAAAGCUUCUCGCCUCACAGAGGUAUCUAUGGAAAGAUUUGACGUCUAUUUAAAUUACCCGAGAAAGGAUGGUAGAAGAGUCGCAAUCGUGGAACCUGAAGAACUGAAAUGGGAGGCAUAUCUUGAGGAGAUUCAGGAGCAAGCACUUGUCUUCCAUGGACAUUCAAAAUCCGGAGAUGUCACUGGUCGUCUUGUGUACGCCAACUUCGGUUCGCGAGAAGACUUUCAAACACUUGCAGAUAAGGGCAUAUCUGUUAAAGAUGCCAUCGUAUUGGUACGCUACUACGGUUCACAGGGCGACCGAGCGUUGAAAGUCAAGGCCGCUGAGCUGGCGGGAGCUGUGGGUUGUAUUAUUUAUUCAGACCCUUCGCAAGACGGAUUCGUUCAAGGGCCUACUUUCCCAAAUGGUAGAUUCAUGCCCGAUGAUGCGGUCCAGCGAGGAGCGGUCAGUCUUAUGUCUUGGGUUGUGGGUGAUGUUCUGACUCCCGGAUGGGCAUCGACUCCCGCCAACAAAGAACAUUUAAGGCCGGAGGAUAGCCCAGGUCUAAACAAAAUCCCGUCACUACCGAUUUCCUGGAAUGACGCAAAACAUCUGCUAAACUCGAUCAGAGGGCACGGUGUGCAAAUGACAGAGCAAUGGAAAGGCACUCCACAAACUGAGUACUGGACUGGAGAUGGAACCUCGCCCAAGGUCAAUUUGAAGAACCUUCAGGACGAAGAAAAGAAACAGCCAAUUUACAAUGUCGUUGGCCAGAUCAAGGGCUGGGAACAACCUCAAAAACGCAUCAUCGUUGGCAAUCAUCGUGAUGCGUGGUGCACAGGAGCUGCCGAUCCAGGUAGCGGCACCGCUGUUAUGCUGGAAGUCGUCCGGAUUUUUGGAUUGCUUACCGAACUUGGGUGGAUACCACGAAGGACCAUUGAGUUCGCUAGCUGGGAUGGUGAGGAAUACAACCUCAUUGGCAGUACUGAGCACGUCGAGAAUCGUGAAGCCGAGCUUCGCAACGAAGGUGUUGCCUAUCUCAACGUUGAUGUUGGCGUUUCAGGAACGGAGUUCCGCGCUGCUGGCUCACCCGUCUUCGAAAAAGCCCUCGUCCGCGUUCUGGACCGAGUUUGGGAUCCUUCUGGAGCAGGUUCGAUUGGUGGGGCUUGGAAUAACAGCGUUCAAGGUUUAGCCGGUCUCGGGGCUGGGAGCGACUAUGUCGCUUUCCAGGACAUUGUCGGUACCUCGUCCAUUGACAUGUUCUUCAAGGGGGAAGAGUAUCCAUAUCACAGCUGUUAUGACAAUUUUGAAUGGAUGGCCAAAUUCGGUGACCCGGAAUUUUUCUAUCACAAAGCGAUGGGCGAGAUUUGGGCGCUGCUUCUCUUCGAACUAGCAGACAAACCCAUCAUUCCAUUCGAUCUAAACAGCUAUGCAAAAGCCCUCGACAAGUACAUCAAUGACUUGGAAACAUACGCCCAAGCAAAAGCCAACUCUCCACAGAAGCGAGAUUCCCCAUCACUCGACCUCAACCCUCUUCGCAAUGCCGCAAGCGUACUCACAGAACAGGCACAUGCCUUCCACUCCUUUGACGGGACAUGGCGAGACUUCUUCUUCGGGUCCGGCGGCUUCGAGUCCGGAUCCCUGGCGAUACAGCGCAUUGAGCACAACGAACGCCUCGCGCAUUUCGAAACCGACCUCCUCGACCUGGCCGAAGGCGGCGGGUUAGCCAACAGAACGCAGUUCAAACACGUUCUCUUCGCACCCCAGCUGUGGAGCGGCUACGACGAGGCGUUCUUCCCUGCCAUCCGUGACGCUGUCGAUGAGGGACACUGGGAUUACGCCGCUGAGCAGGUUAAGAAAAUCGCGGGGAUCAUGGAGACCGCGGCACGAAAUCUGAAUCGUGUUGUCGAACAUAAAAAGCCCGACCGCUGA
This is a messenger RNA of Exophiala bonariae, 2613 nucleotides long. RefSeq lists its product as uncharacterized. Gene Ontology annotation, molecular function: carboxypeptidase activity. The record is from RefSeq and is a predicted model, not a curated record. The transcript has a single exon. Bases 1 to 2613 code for a protein of 870 amino acids. NCBI's taxonomy places the organism in Eukaryota, Fungi, Ascomycota, Eurotiomycetes, Chaetothyriales, Herpotrichiellaceae.